Cucumis melo (muskmelon) is the source of this 1622-nucleotide messenger RNA. Its product is annotated as mitotic spindle checkpoint protein MAD2. The coding region runs from base 208 to 834 and encodes 208 amino acids. Gene Ontology annotation, biological process: mitotic spindle assembly checkpoint signaling. NCBI's taxonomy places the organism in Eukaryota, Viridiplantae, Streptophyta, Magnoliopsida, Cucurbitales, Cucurbitaceae. Gene Ontology annotation, cellular component: kinetochore; nucleoplasm; cytoplasm. The transcript is spliced from 7 exons. The record is from RefSeq and is a predicted model, not a curated record.
CUUGGAGACGAACCCUUCGUCUUUUACUUUUAAUCACUUUCUGCAUCUCAAAGUUGUCAAAUUUUCUCACAUCCUCUCCUUUUUCUCUUUGUCCGUUUGGUUUCUUGAUUCAGCUACUCCAAUUUUUCUUUCAAAUUUUGGUUUCCCCCUGUUUCGAUUACAAGCCCUAAAUCCGCUCAACCCAAGAACUUUUGGGGAAGAUUUGAAAUGGCUUCGAAAACAGCAACCAAAGACAUAAUCACUCUUCGUGGUUCUGCGGCAAUUGUCAGCGAGUUCUUCGGGUAUGCUGCGAAUAGCAUCCUUUACAAUCGUGGGCUUUAUCCGGAGGAAAGUUUUGUUAGGGUUAAGAAAUAUGGACUUCCUAUGUUGCUUACUCAGGAUGAAGGUGUUAAGAGCUUCAUUUCUAAUCUAACUGCUCAGCUUUCUGAAUGGCUGGAAGCUGGGAAGUUACAAAGGGUUGUGCUGGUUAUAAUGAGCAAAUCCAACAAUGAGGUCCUUGAGAGGUGGAAUUUUAGAAUUGAAACUGAUGGGGAGGUGGUGGAACAAGGUGUAUCGAGGGAAAAGAGUGAUAAAGAAAUAAUGAGGGAGAUCCAAGCAAUUAUGAGGCAGAUUGCUUCAAGCAUCACCUACUUGCCCUGCCUAGAUGAACCCUGUGUAUUCGAUGUGUUAGCAUAUACUGAUAAAGAUCUUGCUGUUCCAUUUACUUGGAUGGAGAGUGACCCUAAACUGAUUGCUAAUCCACAAAUGGUGAAGCUGCAUUCUUUUGACACAAAGAUUCACAAAGUGGACACUCUUGUUUCUUACAAGAAUGAUGAUGACGGUGACGACGAGUAAACACAAAAACAAACUCCAUUUUCUUCAAUUUGUUGAUGAUUUCUAAAUCCUCCAACCUGACCUCUUGCUUUCAAGGUGGCAUUGUGAAUCAUUUAUUCACAUUUUGUAUUGUACUCUAACGCUGGAACGAACAAUGUUGUUUUGUGUGUUCAAUUAGAAUUCCACCUAAAUGAAAUGGUUGAAGGUUGUCAUUGUUUCUUUAUAAAGAAAACAUGUUUUCUACAAGAACAAGGUUGUCAUUGUUGUGUUUUAAGAACAAGAGUGGACCAAGUCUCUGAAUCCACUCAGUUUGUCCAAAUUCUUCGGUCGAACCAAAGAAUUCUGUUCUCUAAAAAUAACAAUUUAUCCAAAAUUAGAAACUUUGCAGGUAAAUUUAAUUUGAAAAUUCCAAAAGUUAGAUGUGAAAACGAAGAGAAGCUGCCGAGAGAAAAACAAGGGAAAAAGAAGAAGAAUGGGCUUAGACGGUGGUCUGUCAUGGGCAGAUCAAUGGGACUACAACCCUGACCCUCCACCAUCUUCAUCGGAUAAUGACAAGAAGAAGAACAAAGAUGGAUCUUCAGACAAGAGCAAAUUUAGGAAGACAAUCUUGGGCUUCAAGUGGAUGAAAGACUUGCGAAAGAAAUCUGACAAAUCUUGAAAAAAAAAAAAAAUACUUUCUUAUUGUUGGUUAAGCUUUAUGAAUGAAAUGACAGAAGCCAGGAAAUGAGCAUAAAAAUUAUUCUGGUUUCCUUAAACCUCACCAUCCAAUGAAUUCUGAUAUAAUUAAUUAUUGUUACAUUACUGAAUUA